This is a messenger RNA of Aedes albopictus (Asian tiger mosquito), 7039 nucleotides long. RefSeq lists its product as uncharacterized. NCBI's taxonomy places the organism in Eukaryota, Metazoa, Arthropoda, Insecta, Diptera, Culicidae. The transcript is spliced from 2 exons. Gene Ontology annotation, biological process: DNA integration. The record is from RefSeq and is a predicted model, not a curated record. Gene Ontology annotation, molecular function: nucleic acid binding. Bases 1458 to 6818 code for a protein of 1786 amino acids.
AAUCGUUUCCGGAUUUUUUUCAAAAAUUUCUCCAAAGUUUCCUGUAGAAAUUCAUCCAUGACUUUUCUCAAAAAAAUUACCUAGAUGUUCUUCAAGAAAUUCCUCCAAAGAAAUAUCUCCAGGGUUUUCUUGAAACAUUCCUCCAGUGAUUUUUUCAGGGUCCUUAUUCAACAGAUUUCUUCAGAAAUUAUUCCAUGAUUUCCUUCAGGAAUUGCUACAGAGAUUCCUUCAGAAAUUCCUUCAUGGAUUCCUGGAAUUCAUCGAGGGAUUCCUUCAAGAAUUCAUCUAGAGAUUUCUUCAGAAAUUCCUCCAGGGAUUCCUUCAGAAACCUUUAAAGAUUCCAUUAGGAAUACGUCCGACAAGUCCUUCAGGUGUAUUUCUAGCGAUGCCUUCAGGAAUUUCUCCAAAGAUUCUUUAGGAAAUUCCUUCAGAUAUUCCUCCAAGUAUUCCUUCAGAAAUUUCUCUAGAGAUUUCUUAAGAAAUUCCUCCAGAUAGCCCUUCAGAGAUUCCUUCAGGAAGUUCUUCAGAGAUUUUUUAAGGAAUUCCUCCAGAUAUUCCUUCAGGAAUUCCUCCAGAGAUUCCUUCAGGAAUUUCUCCAGAGAUUUUUUUUAUGAAUUCCUCCAAGAAUUUCUUAAGGAAUUCCACAAGAGAAUCCUUCAGGGAUUCUUCCAGAGAUUCUUUCAGCAAUGCCUUCAGAGAUUUUUUCAGGAGUUCCUUCAGAGAUUUCUUCAGUAAUUCCUCCAGUGAUUCUUUCAAGAAUUCCUCCAGAUAUUCCUUCAGAAAUUUCUCUAGAGAUUUCCUAAGAAAUUCCUCCAGAUAUUCAGAGAUUCUGUUAAGAAUUAAAUCGAUUAAUUGCGCAGAAGCGCCCAUUUCUAAAAAGACAUGUGUCACCCAAUACUAAAUAAAAAGAUUGUUGUUGUUUUGUUACCGAGAAGAGCAAACGUGCUUUUUAUUUUCUCCUGAGUAAAACUCCCGGAAUUAUCAGUAGUGUGGACAUUUUUGGUCCAAAAUUCGAACCGGAUUGUGUCCGGGAGUGUUCUCCGCGCGGUCAAGCCGGAAAAAGUGAGAGGGUCGUAUUACUCCUGCGGGAAAUACGAUUUCGCGUUCGCGCAUCGCAACGAGCUGCAUCCGGACGCGGCUUCCAUUGAGUGCUUGGGGUUCCUAACCUCAAUUUCGUUCGCUUCCACAACGAGUGUGGAACGCAUCGACUUUCGCGGAAGUCCGGUCUGUUGCGGAGUGAGAAGAAGCACCGACUCCCGUGAAAGCCGGUCGGACAAUCGUGUGUGUGUGAAAAAAGCACCAUCCUGCGGGACUGGUCGAACAUUUGUGAUGCGAAAAGCGACGGUCAUCGUAAAUGCCGUCCGAACAUAGUGAGAAGUGAGAGACUUGCUCCGCCGUCGUGAGACGCGGACGAAGUGAGAAAAACAAAACAAACAAAAUAAACAAAGUGAAGUCAGAUGACGGAAGAAAAUACACCAUCGUCGACACCGCGAGGAAGAGGCAGAGGAAACGUAGUGCAUUCUCCGAUCGACGAGCAAAAACGGAAGCAGGAACAACGUCGACAGCAAUCAAUGGCAGAAAUAAAGGUGCAUGCCCUAACGGCUCGGCGAAAGUCCGUUGUGGCAAAGCUCCAGCGCGUAAAGGAUCUCCUGGACGGAGCCGCAAACAACAGUGUUUACCAUCUGGAGACAUACUUGCGACGUGUGGAUUCGUGCUACGACGAGUACAACGCAAUUCAAAAUGAGAUUUACACCGAGUUUCCCGAUCAGCGAUUGGAGCAGGAGCAGUUUUUCAUCGAAUUCGAGAUGGUGUACGAAGAUCUUCGAGUUGAACUUUGUCAAGCGAUUGAUGAGCUCCGGAAGAAUGAUGAUCCCGCUAAGCUGGCAGUUGCAGAAGUCGUACAUCGUCAACCAGCUGUCGUGAAUCAAUUGCCUGGAUUGCCAAACGUUCCUCUACCGGUUUUCGAUGGCGCGUAUGAGAAGUGGUUCCGCUUCAAACAGCUGUUUGAGGACCUAAUGCAAAAGCAUCCCCAUCUUUCUGAUGCAACCAAGCUGCACUACUUACAGCAAUGCCUGAAGGGGAAAGCGGAGAGCGUGCUGAGUGACCAGAUCGUAAACGAUAAUAAUUUUCAAAUCGCUUGGAACGUGCUAGAAGAACGGUUCGAAAAUCAAAGAACCAUCGUUGACGUGCACAUCGGUGGACUGCUGAAUCUCCGGAGAAUGUCGAGGGAAAGCUCCAGUGAACUGCGUCAGCUCGUCGAUGAUUGCAGUCGGCAUGUAGAAGCACUGAAAUUCCAUGCGCUGCCGAUGCAAGGAAUGUCGGAACAACUAGUGAUUUCGCUUCUAACAUCCAAACUGGACAGUGUCACUGUAGCGCUGUGGGAGAAUAGCGUGAAACCGAAGGAACUUCCGAAAUACAAGCAAACACUGGAGUUCCUGCAAAAUCGUUGCUUCGUUCUUGAGCGUUGUGAGGCGAAAUCCAAGUGCAAGUUUCCGGAAGCGAGUAAACCGAAGAUGCUGACAUCUGCGGCAAAACCAACGCAGCGGGUGCAUGCCGUUCAAGCAGCUGAGGACGUGUGUUCGGUGUGUGAUGGCAGUCAUAGUGUGAACAAGUGCGAUGCGCUGAAGCAGAUGCCCAUGAACGACAGGAUGGCGAAGAUCAAGGAACGACAGCUGUGUUUCAAUUGCCUGAAACGCGGCCACCGAGUUGGACAAUGCAGGUCACGAGUGUGCACGGUUAGUGGUUGCGGAAAACGGCACCAUACCCUAUUGCAUUAUGAGAACGUUUCGCCGGAACAGCAGAUUGCAACCGCAGUCACCGAUGAACAGAAGGGUACUAGCACUCCACAGUCAGGACACACGGGCACAGCUAGCCCAACAAUUUCCAACGUCAGCACCGUGAUGUCAUCGCAACGGGUUUGUGAGAAGGAAGUUCUGCUUUCAACGGCUGUUGUGGAGGUGCAAGAUGCUCAUGGAUCGUACCACCUUUGCCGCGCCUUGUUAGACUCGGGCUCGCAGUCAAACUUCCUUGCUGAAUCUGUCGUUCGUCAACUGCGGUUGCAGAGAGAACGAGUUCGAGCGCCUGUGAUCGGGAUAAGUGGAGAGAAGCGUAUCGUGACGCACCAAGCCGUUGCGAAGGUGAAGUCGACUCAGCAAGCUGCUGCCUGGACCCUCGAGUUUCUAGUGGUUCCGCAAGUUACCGGUUGUCUGCCUACUCGGAAGUUAGACAUCUCGCAGUGGCAGUUGCCAUCUGAAGUGCAUCUAGCGGAUCCCAGGUUCAACGUUCCAGCCAAGGUAGACAUGCUCAUAGGAGCGGAGGUGUUCUUCGAGUUGCUGCUGUCGGAGCAUUUGAAGCUUAGGGAUUGUCAAGUUACGCUAUGGAACAGUAAGCUGGGAUGGAUUGUGAGUGGAGCAAUUACGAGCAUUCAGCGAACAGUUGCGGUAUCGAACGUAGAUUGCUCGGAAACAUCGGAAUCGAACCUGGACAUUCUUGUGCAACGAUUCUGGGACCAGGAAGAAGUUGCAGAAACGAUGAAGGUCAACAUGGAAGAUGAGCAGUGUUUGCAGCAUUUUGCCAAGACAUAUCGGCGCGAAGAAGGUCGUUUUGUGGUCCGUCUGCCAUUCCGGGACAAUUUGAAUCAGCUGGGAGAAUCCCGAGCCAUGGCAGAGCGGCGAUUCUAUCAACAAGAGAAAAGGCUCAAUGCGAACGUCGAUCUCAAGCAGCAGUACUCCGCCUUUAUGAACGAGUACAUAACUUUGGGACAUUGUGUGAAGGUUGAUGAUACUGGAACUCCUGGAUUCUACUUGCCACACCAUGCUAUCGUCAAACCAUCAAGCUCGACCACCAAACUGCGCGUGGUAUUUGACGGGUCAGCACGGUCGGACACCAACGUCGCAUUGAACGACGUGCUGAUGAGUGGACCCGCUAUCCAAGACACUCUUGCGGCAAUAGUUCUGCGGUCCCGGAAACACAAGUUCCUGUUCACCGCGGACGUGAUCAAGAUGUUCCGACAAGUGCGAGUGGAUGAUAGAGAUACGUGCUACCAGCGAGUGUUGUAUAGAGAGGAUCCCAAUGCGAAGCUGGAUGCUUUCGAGUUAAAAACGGUCACAUACGGCACGUCAUGUGCGCCGUUUUGUGCAACCGCCUGCUUGAGACAGUUGGCCAUAGACGACGGAGAGCAGUUUCCACUUGGAGCUCGUGUGGUGGAGAAGGACGUCUAUAUGGACGAUGCAAUAUCCGGAGCCGAUACAUUGGAGGACGCAUUGGAGUGCCAAUCGCAGCUCAUCACUCUACUGGAACGAGGAGGCUUCAAGCUCCACAAGUGGUGCGCAAAUGCUCCUGAACUUUUGGAACGUAUUCCGGAAAAGGACAGAGAGCAGCAAGUGAAAAUAGAAGAUCAGCAAUUCAACGAUGUAAUCAAGACCCUAGGUCUCCUGUGGGACGCAUCAGCGGACGUGUUCUUGUUUCGAAUUCGAGGCAACGAGGAGUCUCCGGAUUACUACACGAAGCGACUUGUUUUGUCGGAGACGGCGAAGAUAUUUGACCCCCUAGGUCUACUGGAGCCGGUCACAGUACAAGCGAAACUCUUCGUUCAGCAGCUAUGGUCGUUGGAGUUGAAUUGGGACGAGCCGAUUCCCGAUGAGCUGGAGAUAGCGUGGAGGCGAUUCAAGAAUCAGUUGCAGCGAAUUAAUGAGAUCCGAAUCCCACGCAGAAUAGUAGCAGACGACGCCACAGGGUUCGAAAUACACGGGUUUUCGGAUGCCAGCAAGAAGGCGUUUGGAGCAUGUGUGUACCUGCGAAGUAUCAAGAAAGACGGGUCUUCUACGAUGCAGUUGCUCAGCAGCAAAACUCGUGUUACUCCACUACCUACGAAACCUGGAAGCAAAAGAGCAAGAAGACCGUAUACUGCACCGAGAGCUGAGCUUUGUGGUGCUCUUCUGUUGUCGAAGCUUAUCGCGAAUGUAUUGAAGGCCCUGGAUAUGGUAAUCGACAAGGUGAUAUUGUGGUGCGAUUCCCAAAUCGUACUGUGCUGGCUCAACAAGUCGGCCGCCAGUCUAGAAGUCUUCGUGGGCAGCCGAGUUCGAGAGAUUAACCAACUAACACGCAACUACCAGUGGCGCUACGUCAGCACAACCGCAAAUCCUGCUGAUUUGGCUUCCAGAGGAGUCUCUCCGGACGAUCUACUGUAUUCGAAUCUCUGGUGGCACGGUCCUGUGAUGCUCCAGCAGUGUGAAGAUCCCUACGUGCCAUCCGAACUACCCACCUUCAGCGACGAGCAGCUCGAAAUUAUGGAUCCUACCUACUGUCAACUGGUCGUGCGCUCUGAUCCGUGCGAGCUACUGACAAGACACAGCAGUUUUCGAAAACUACAGCGAAUCGUUGCCUACGUGUACCGGUUCGUGAACAACUGUCGGAAGGUGAAGGCUGACCGGUCAACCGGGGUACUUACGGUAUCGGAACUACGUCGUGCAACGUUGAAGGUCAUCUGGAAGGUGCAGCGAGAAGGAUUUGCCGAAGAGAUUCAGAUGUUGCAGAGUGGAAGGACAAGUCAAAGUAAGUUGCUGCAGCUGUCUCCGUUCCUCGACACCGACGGGCUGCUACGAGUCGGUGGCCGUCUGAAGCAUGCAAGGAUUCCGUUUCAACGAAAGCAUCAGCUGCUGUUGCCAUCUGGACAUCACGUGACAAGGAUUCUGAUUGAGUCGUUGCAUAAGGAACAUCUGCACGUGGGCCAACAAGGUCUACUAGCCAUCGUUCGAAACCGUUACUGGCCGAUAAGGGGUAAAAUCGUUGUGCGGCAAGUUGUUAAGAAGUGUGUGCGUUGCUUCCGGAUGAAACCUCCGGAAAUAGAGCAGCUGAUGGGAAAUCUGCCGGAAUACCGCGUUGUACCUGCCCCAGCAUUUGCUAGAACCGGCAUUGAUUAUGCAGGACCCAUCUACAUCAAGCGAGGUCGUGGUCAGGUACGCGUGAAGGCCUAUAUUGCGCUUUUCAUUUGUAUGAGCACAAAGGCCAUACAUUUGGAGGUCGCGUCUGACCUUACAACCGAGGCAUUUCUGGCAACCCUACAGCGCUUCGUCGGCAGAAGAGGCACCCCUGAGCAGCUUUACUCGGACAAUGCCACAAAUUUUUGUGGAGCGCAAUCCGAGUUAACAGAACUGUACCAGCUUUUCAAGACGCAACAGGCAUCCGUGAAGAUUAACCAGUUCUGUGAGGCGAAAGAGAUACAAUGGUCCUUCAUUCCGCCCCGCUCGCCCAACUUUGGCGGGAUUUGGGAAGCUGGGGUGAAGGCGGCCAAAUCGUUGCUGAAGAAGGUACUGUGUGAAACUUCGUUGACCUACGAGGAGCUAACAACGGUGGUCGUACAAAUAGAGGCGAUACUCAAUUCGCGGCCGAUGACUCCGUUAACGAACGAUCCAAAUGACUUGACAGCAUUGACCCCUGCUCACUUUUUGGUGGGUCGUGAACUCACCUCUCCUCCUGAACCGAACUAUGAGGAAGUUAAGGUAUCGUCGUUGUCGCGCUGGCAGUAUCUUCGGCGGCAAAAACAGGUGUUCUGGUCGAGAUGGUCGUCGGAGUACCUCAACGAACUUCAGCCAAGGGGUAAAUGGUACAAGGAGAAGUUGGUUAUCAAACCUGGAAUGUUGGUGGUCCUGCGAGAGGAGAACAUGGCUCCACAGCAAUGGCGCCUUGGACGGAUUGUGCAGAUUCAUCCCGGCUCGGACAACAUCGUUCGAGUAGUCACCGUCAGGACAGCGAAUGGUGAAGUGAAGAGGGCAAUUGGAAAGAUUGCGGUUCUACCGAUUGAUGAUAACUCCUUGUAAGGAUUGUUGGACACUACGUGCCAACCGGGGGGGAGGAUGUUAAGAAUUAAAUCGAUUAAUUGCGCAGAAGCGCCCAUUUCUAAAAAGACAUGUGUCACCCAAUACUAAAUAAAAAGAUUGUUGUUGUUUUGUUACCGAGAAGAGCAAACGUGCUUUUUAUUUUCUCCUGAGUAAAACUCCCGGAAUUAUCAGUAGUGUGGACAGAUUCCUUCAGGAAUUCC